Abrus precatorius (Indian licorice) is the source of this 2743-nucleotide messenger RNA. RefSeq names its product receptor-like serine/threonine-protein kinase SD1-8. NCBI's taxonomy places the organism in Eukaryota, Viridiplantae, Streptophyta, Magnoliopsida, Fabales, Fabaceae. The transcript has 7 exons. The record is from RefSeq and is a predicted model, not a curated record. Gene Ontology annotation, biological process: recognition of pollen; protein phosphorylation. Bases 112 to 2640 code for a protein of 842 amino acids. Gene Ontology annotation, molecular function: ATP binding; protein serine/threonine kinase activity.
GUACCAUUUGGAAGUUGGAACCUUCCUCUGUAACAGUUCGUCAAGUUGGUUCUUACAAAUAUUGACAUGCAACAUUGUGUUAGAUAUUGGAAACCAGUCUUGUGAACAAACAUGGCAUCGACUUUUUCUUCAGCCACCUUUACGUCCAUAUCAACACUGUUUUGCUUCUGCAUGUUUUGCAUCAAUGCAACAACCAACAAAGAAUUCAUACUAAUGGGGCAAUCAUUGGGAACUUCAGACACCAUUGUUUCUUACGGUGGCAACUUUGAACUGGGCUUUUUCUCCAGAAUCAGAGACAGCACCACCAAGUACUACAUAGGCAUAUGGUUUAAAAAAGUUCCACACGACAAGGUUGUGUGGGUUGCUAAUAGAGAUUACGCAGUUCAAACAUCCUCAGCAGUUCUUACUAUUCAUUCUGAUGGAAAUAUUGUGAUCAUAGAUGGACCAAUGAUGUACCAUGUGAACAACGUUUCAAAUAAUUUUAGUACCUAUGCCACGCUCUUAGACUCGGGAAACUUAGUACUGCUCAACAACUCAAAUAAAGCGGUUUUGUGGCAGAGUUUUGAUUAUCCAACCGAUACCCUUUUACCAGGAAUGAACCUAGGACAUGAUGCAGCCUUAGGUUACACUUGGUCGUUAAGAUCAUGGACAAGUGCUAAUGAUCCUGCUCCAGGAGCUUUUUCCCUGGAGUACGAUUUUGGCAGGGCCAGUUUAAUAGUCAAUAAGGGUUCUAAUGUGUUUUGGAUUGAUGACCAUUCAAAUGUAACUAUUGAGAGUGUUAUUAACCGAAUUGGUGCGGUAAUGAACAAUUUAGAUUAUUGGACUUGGCCUGCGGAUAGUAACUCUAGGCUGGUACUAGAAGUUUCUGGUGAGCUUAAUGAGGAGUUUUGGUCAGAGGAAGCAAAGCGUUGGGUUUCUUUACAAUCAUCAAAGUGUGGAACGAACAAUUCAUGUGGAGUUUUUUCCAUUUGUAACCCGCAAGCUCUUCACCCUUGUGACUGUCUCCAUGGUUUCAAGCCGUUUGAUAUUGAUUCGUGGAGGAAGGGGAACAAAUCUGCUGGCUGCGUUAGGAAAACGGACUUGUCUUGCAGAAAUAGCAGCAGUAAUGAUGGAUUCCUCCAGUUCAAUGAAGUGGAAUUACCACCAACUUUGGACGGAUAUAGUGAGAAAACAAAGACCAAUAUGGCGAAAGAGUGUGAAAGUAAUUGCUCCAGAAAUUGUUCUUGUGUUGCUUAUGCUUAUGAUUUAAACGGUAAUUGCCAAUUGUGGCUAGGUGAGGUAUUGAGUCUAAAGAACAUCUCAACAUAUGAGGAUAAAUUUUAUAAUACUAAUCCAAGCUUUUAUCUCAGACUUGCUGCCUCUGAAUUGAUUCUCACUGAGUCAAACACAACAAAUGGUAAAGAACCAAUGAAUGAUUUUCACAAGCAUGAAAACAGGAGGAGGGAUCUACUUCUAAUUGUUAUACUAAUCUCAUUUCUAACGUUUCUUAUAUUGGGCCUAUUUGUUUACUGGACUAGAAGGCAAAGGAGAAAAGGAGAAGAUUUGCUACAUUUUGAUGUAGGCAUGAGCAUGAAAAUCACAGACUCUGAGCUUAGUGAAACAGACAAGGGUGUGAAAGUUAAAAAGAAGGAAGUUAAAUUGCCAUUAUUCAGUUUUGUGAGUGUUUCAGCAGCAACUGAUAACUUUUCAGAUGCAAAUAAACUUGGUGAGGGUGGCUUUGGACCCGUUUACAAGGGUAAAUUAUUGAAUGGAGAUGAAGUUGCUGUGAAAAGGCUAUCCCGAAGAUCUGGUCAAGGGUGGGAAGAGUUGAGAAAUGAAGCCUUAUUAAUUGCAAAACUGCAACACAACAAUCUUGUUAGACUUCUAGGCUGCUGCAUUGAUCGAGAUGAAAAGAUGCUGAUUUAUGAAUUUAUGCCUAACAAAAGCUUAGAUUUUUUUCUUUUUGAUGCAACAAAAAGGAGGAUGCUAGAUUGGGGAACACGAGUUAGGAUUAUUGAUGGGAUUGCUCAAGGACUCAUUUAUCUUCAUCAAUAUUCCAGGUUCCGCAUCAUUCACCGGGAUCUAAAAGCUAGCAACAUAUUGUUAGACAUCAACAUGAAUCCUAAAAUAUCAGAUUUUGGAAUGGCAAGAAUAUUUGGUGAGAAUGAACUUGAAGCAAAUACUAACCGGAUAGUUGGAACUUAUGGCUACAUGUCGCCUGAAUAUGCCAUGGAAGGCCUUUUCUCAAUAAAAUCAGAUGUAUUUAGCUUUGGAGUCCUGUUGUUGGAGAUUGUACAUGGCAAAAAGAAUACUGGUCUUUAUCAAACAAAUUCCUUCAAUCUUCUUGGAUAUGCUUGGGAUCAUUGGAGAAGCAAUCAGGGAAUUGAGCUAAUGGAUUCAACACUGGAAGAUACCUCUAGUACGCAUGUGGUACCAAGAUAUGUGAACAUAGGACUUCUUUGUGUUCAAGAAAGUCCAGCAGAUAGGCCAACAAUGGCUGAUGUUGUAUCAAUGAUUGGGAAUGAAUUUGUGGCCCUUCCUUGUCCUAAACCACCUGCAUUUCUAAAUCUGAGAGGUGAUGAAAAUUCAAGAUUUUCCAGAAACAUGCCAGAAAACUUUUCUGUAAAUGGUAUCACAGAUUCUCUUGUGGAAGCAAGAUGAGAGGCUUCUCUUGUUGAAACAUUUAAACUGCAACUUGUUUUGGAAAACAAGACAUAUUUGCUGGACUAAUUGAGGUGCUUGAUAUGCAAUAUAAUUGGAUUAU